This is a messenger RNA of Cooperia oncophora, 1170 nucleotides long. The record is from the annotation of a GenBank genome assembly. NCBI's taxonomy places the organism in Eukaryota, Metazoa, Nematoda, Chromadorea, Rhabditida, Trichostrongylidae.
AUGCUCGAGAUGAGUUCAGAUCCAAGAAUGCAUGAAAUGAUUUUGGCAUUACAAGAAAAACUAGUUCAAACGGUUUCCAGUACCCUAGAAGAAGAUCGAAAGGUCGUACUGGGCUACCGGAAGGAACCUCGCGAACUACCAGCAUCGCGACGACAAACAGAACUAGAGGAUAAGAUUGGAGGUAUUUUAGACAUUCUUGAUAUUGAGUGUCGUCCUGAAUCAGUCUACAGGAUGGGAGCAUUUUCGGAUUCGAAAACUAGGUUAGUUAAAGUUCUAUUGCCGUCUAAGUUCCACUGGUCAAAGGUUCUUGCUAAUGCACGUCUGCUGCGUCGAUCCACAAUGUCUGAUGUGUUCAUAAGGCGCAGUAUGUCAACUGAAGAGCGGGCAAUGGACUACAAACUUAGGCAGCAGGCUAAGGAGUUGAAUAAAAGUGCAGGAUUCAAGGAGUGGGUAGUUUAUAAAAGUGAACUGAAGAAGACCAGCGAGCUGCCCUCGAUUAGAGCGGGGAAACCGUCAGUGAUGCGUGGGAACUGCACCCACUUGCGUUGUUUCUUGUUCAAUUCGCGCAGUUUGGUUAACAAGCUGUCGCUUUUGCAUGCGUUUGUUGCUAUUAAUGAUCCUGAUCUAUUAUUAGUCACAGAAACUUGGCUUGAUGAGAGAACUAGUGAUACAGAAGUAUUGGGUGGCCUAAACUAUAAGCUAAUUCGAAGCGAUCGGGGUUGCCAGAGAGGAGGGGGAGUAUGUUGCCUGGUUCGGGAUGAUUUGCGAUUGCAAGUCAGUCCGAAUCGACAUAAGCAAUCUUCCUUCGACGUGCUCUGGUUCGAUAUCACUUCGGAGUUCUCUACUGAGCCUUUGCGGCUAGCUGUUGUUUAUCGGCCACCACAGUCCACGGCUAAUGAUGAUAAUGAGUUAAUUGAUUCUCUAUAUGACAUAUGUUCCACAACAAACCCCACUGUUAUAACUGGUGAUUUCAACUUGAGCAUUGACUGGGAGAAUGACAAAGCAGUCAAAGGAGCCGAUAUGCGAUUCAAAGAAGCCUUUGAGUGCUGCGAGCUCAAACAAUGGGUUAAGUCCUUUACUCGCGGGGAAUCCGUCUUGGACCUGAUUUUAUCUUCUGGAACUAAGACUGGAAAUGUCCUCCUCUCGGGAACUCUGAUCAUAAUAUUGUAA